GGGGUCUGGCCAGACAACAACAAGGUGCAUACAGGAUGUGGACUUUGGUGGUGUUCCCUCUGCUUUUAUGCGUCUUCACACCAGGUCAUGAAGCUGCUGGAACUUGUGCUGCAUGUACUGACACGUACGACAACGCUGGAACAGAUGAUGACUGUGGACAUCUGAAAACGUACCUAGACUGUCUCGAGACUGCGGCGGGAACUUCAGCUGGAUGUGACCUGUCAACAGCUCAGGCGACGACAAUCAAAGAUGCAACUUGCGACCAAGUUUUGGUUUCGCCCUGUACAUGCCAAAAGACAUUCUGGGGAAGCGAUCUGUCCGGGAACAACGCUUGCGGGCCUCUUGAGACUUACAUCCAAUGUCUCACUGAUGCAGGAGAUAAAGAUACAUGCGCGACUGGAGUCAUAGCCUCUGCUAUAAUAGACAAGCCCAAGGGGAGACUUACAGCUCUCACAUGUAAUACCGCAGUUUCCACCCUGGGAAUGUACAGUACGAGUGUUCUGCUCCCCUUCGUCCUGAUGACGUUUUUUUGUUAACCCCAAACAAUCGCAAUACAAACCUGCUUUUGAAAUGUUUGUAGUUGGUUUGCAACGUUACAGUUCUUGUUGAACAUUACUGUUCUUGACAUUGAUAGAACUUCCUGUAAUUCACAUGAUACGAUGCGCAUUAAAAUGUGAAGCGAAAACGAAUACAGAGUCUUCAAACUGAUUCAAGGGGCAAAAUGACUUGUAAUCAACUUAAUUAGGCCAACCUGAUGACGUUUACUGAUGACGUGGUUCCCCCUAAGAGGCCACUGACGAAUAGUAAAUGCCAUCAACUCUUUGAUAGCAGAAGUAAAGCAUAAUGUAUUCAUGAUUUCCUCUUUCCCAAUUAUGCUUAACAUUAGUUUUUAAAAUGUACUGAACUAUC
Haliotis rufescens (red abalone) is the source of this 909-nucleotide messenger RNA. RefSeq lists its product as uncharacterized. Bases 36 to 536 code for a protein of 166 amino acids. The transcript has 6 exons. Lineage: Eukaryota; Metazoa; Mollusca; Gastropoda; Lepetellida; Haliotidae. The record is from RefSeq and is a predicted model, not a curated record.